UGUUUCUAAUCCGAUUCAUCCAGGCUUUUUUGUCCUCAGAACGUAUAUGCUCUGGAACAAAAAUAGAAUUCUACUCAGAGUCAUGUUGUCCGCCAUUUUUGCUGUCGCCGUAGCAUCCACCAUCAUUAGUUUUUACUCCUAUUAUGAUCUCUUAUUCUACGGCUAACCUAAUCCCAGGCUGUCCCCAGAACUUGGGCAGUUUCUCAUUCUUCAUGCCGUUUAUUCUCUUGUUCGUGUUCCAACUUGCUACUGAUAGUCCCUCACACUCAUGCUGUGUCAUACAGAGCUGGCGGUCGGCCAAGGGCCCUCUGUACGUUAUCCUAGUGAAGCAUAAUAUAUUCUACUAUGCAUGCGGUCUGCUUCUCUCGGCCGUGAACGUCCUUGUGCCGCUGCUGCCGCUUUCUGAUUCCCUAACAGACCUCGUCCCCGAAGAUUUUGAGGUCUUUAUCCUUGCGAUUCUCGCUACGCGCAUGCACCUCCGUAUCUGGCAUAUGGAUCAGCACGUGGAUGACUCUGACAUCGCCGUGUGUAUACCUAUGUCAGACAUGUCACCUGUAGACCAUACGGUGUGUAACAUCUUAUCGAGUGGCUUAUUUGGUGUCGUUUGUGAAGUUGAACUUGGACUACGACUUCCUUCUCUGUUUGAUGAUUGAUCAGCAAUACACGAGCCAUAUCGCUGCUUGCCACUACAUGAUGAUGCGUACCAUCCAAUCUUGGUACUUAUCGCAGAGAAGUAUGUGCAGGUUGUUA
Messenger RNA from Suillus subalutaceus, 750 nucleotides. RefSeq lists its product as uncharacterized. The record is from RefSeq and is a predicted model, not a curated record. The transcript is spliced from 7 exons. The coding region runs from base 144 to 653 and encodes 169 amino acids. Lineage: Eukaryota; Fungi; Basidiomycota; Agaricomycetes; Boletales; Suillaceae.